AUGAAGUUAAACCGUCUAAGUUUGCUAUAUUUUACUGCAAGUGCAGUGGUGGCCAACAACAAUUUAAUGCUAAAUGUCAACCUCGCCAAGCGAUCUCAAGAUUUAGCUAAACGAGAGGAAGCAGAAGCUCCACUCUCAGAUUCCAACUCGGAUGCAUCGCUAGAACAGAUAGAACUUCCUCCAACGUUGGGGAAAGACGAAUUCGAUGCAGUGACUAGCAAAAAUUUAGUCCUUGUUGAAUUUUAUUCACCGUAUUGCCUGCAUUGUAAAAGUUUCUUCCCCACUUGGCAAAAAGCAUAUAGGAUUUUCAAAACCAAAUUUGCAAAUCUAAACACUGAUAUGAGACAGGUGAACUGUAUUGAAAAUGGGGAUUUAUGUGAGCGUGAACUGAUUGAAUUUUAUCCCAACAUCCUUCUAUACGCACCCGUUUUGGAUAAAGAUGGGAAACCCACAGGUAAAUCAAAAAACAUUGGAUCAUUUCCAAGAACCUUGGAGAAAACUGAGGCAAACUUGGUUAGCUAUAUCCAGGAAUCAUUGGCUGACUACGACCUGGAAUCAGCAAGUAUGCCGUCGGCAUCAAAAGAAAUGAGUGUCGAUGAAAUAUUGAAAGCUGUUAGUGGAGAGAUUACAAAGCCAAUAUUCGUUUCAUUCUGGCAAGCAACCAAGAAGCAGUGGAAUAGUGUUGAUCUUGGUGGGAAAGUCAGAUUCAGCGACAACUGUAUCGAUUGUUUACACGUUAAGCAGUUGUGGGAUAAAUUGAGCAACAAGAUUGUCUCCUUAGCCGAUUCAGGCCAUUUUCUAUGUAGCGAUUACCCUAAGGUUUGCGAAAAAUUGGAAUUGGAUCUGUUCAAGGAUGCGAAAAGAUCAUCUCCAAAGUUUAUCAUGUUCUUACCUAAAGACAGAAAAGCUAUAAGAUUCGAUUAUGAUGGUCCCGUAGAUGUUGCAAAGAUGAAGUGGUGGGUCAAUAAGCUAUUUGUGAAUAGUGCCUACGAAGUGGUUUCAGCAAAAGGUAUUACUGAGGUUAUGGAGUUUACCAAAACCUUAAGACACGAGCCCUUUGCCCAGAAUUACCCAUUAAAGAGUAAGGUUACAGUUGUGUUUUUCUUUGAUGUGAAUGCAGUAACCCCUGAAGAUGAGGCUGUUUUACCAUACAUGUUGCGCACAUUACAAAAAUCGCCAUUCAACAUCCAAUUAUACAAGGGCAAACACAAUCGAAUUCUUGAGAAUAUUCAAACAAUGGGCGAAAACUUGAUCUCAUACAUUAACUACGAUGAACUGGAGAAAUACGAAUUCAAUGAAGCUAUGCAAAUUGCCACUUCAAUAACCCAAGUGCCGACAAUUGUUGUUUUGAAGGAAAAUUCAUUGAUCCCCGAGAUUUAUCAAAACUUUGCUCUUGAACAAAUGAGGAAAUAUGAUGAGAUUGAAAAGUUCCUUGAACGUGCCCAGUACCCAUUCAUCGCUGAAUUAACUCCAGAAUUGGUAUCGGCGUAUUUCGUUGACCCAGACUACGCAUUGGACAUAGCAGAUGCAAAAGUGGUUAUAAUCUUUGUUGAUUUGGAUAAUUUAAAAGAGACAGAUGAAGCAUUGUACCGGUUAUCCUUGGUAGCCCAUGAGUACAAUUUCCUUAAAAAGAGCUAUUAUUUCAACAAAAUUCUCGAACAAAGGGCAUCAAAGGAAGAAGAAGUUGAGAAAUUAAAGGCGAAAAAUGCAGAGACACUAAAAAUUAUGACGGCAAUGAGAAAACAAGUACCUCAUUUAUUCAACAAUGAUGAUGUCGUAUUUACAUUUAUCAACAAACCAACCCUGAAGAAUUUCCGAUACGUGAAGGGUUGGAGAAUUAGACCAGAUGAUUAUGACGUUGGUGACGCGAUUGUCGUGUCUAAGGAUCAUCGAUACUUCUGGGAUACCGAUUUAAACAACAAGAAAUUGAGGAAUGAACCAAAACAAAUCAAACUGGUGCUCAUGUCUUUAUUACAUAAGGAUAACAAUAUGCAGUUGAAAUUUGUUGGUUCUCCUUAUGGAGGAUUGUUUUAUUUUAUGAAUUAUGUUCAUGAUUUUGGAAUCGUGGGGUAUUUGGGGUUCAUUGUUGUUGUGUAUGCAUUAAUACACAUAUCCAUGAGGUUAAGGAGACGCAGGUAUAGGUCUCAAGGUAUAAUUGGAGUCAAUAAUGGGGCAUUUUUGCCUAAAAAGCUGAACAAGGAUUAA
This is a messenger RNA of Lodderomyces margitis, 2205 nucleotides long. RefSeq names its product protein disulfide isomerase. The transcript has a single exon. The record is from RefSeq and is a predicted model, not a curated record. Gene Ontology annotation, molecular function: protein disulfide isomerase activity. Gene Ontology annotation, biological process: protein folding. The coding region runs from base 1 to 2205 and encodes 734 amino acids. Gene Ontology annotation, cellular component: endoplasmic reticulum. NCBI's taxonomy places the organism in Eukaryota, Fungi, Ascomycota, Pichiomycetes, Serinales, Debaryomycetaceae.